AGCGGCGGUAGCGGCGCGGCUGCGGCGCGCGCGCUCGCCAGUCGGCUGGUCGAUUGCCGUGAGGGUGGUGUGUGAUCCUGCUGCAUUGCUCACGUAUAACCUUCUCCAGUCGAGUCACAAUGCCGGGCGUCUGCCCCCGCUGCAACAAAAAUGUCUACUUCGCCGAAGAGAAGAAGGCACUGGGAAAGUGCUGGCACAAAAUGUGCUUCAAAUGCGCGUCGUGCAACAAGCUGAUGGACUCGACGAACGUCACGCAGAGGGAGGAGGAGCUGUUCUGUAAGACGUGCUACGGCCGCAACUUCGGCCCCAAGGGCUACGGCUUCGGCGGCGGCUCGGCCGGCGUGCUCAGCAUGGACGACGGCACAAAGUACAAGAGCGGCCCUCCCACCUCUAACGUGCCCCAGACGGCGCAGGCCUACGUGGCACCAAAGGCGGGCGGUGUGGUACGGCCGGUCGGCGGGCCCCGACCCCGCUUCGGCGGCUCAGACAUCUGCAAUAGAUGCGGGAAGCCGGUGUACAUUGCCGAAAAGAUGAUUGGCGGUGGUGGCAUCUACCACAAGACGUGCUUCUCAUGUAACGGCUGCAACAAGCGACUGGAGAGCACCAAUGUCACAGAGCACGAGGGCCAGAUCUACUGUAGGCCGUGCUACGGUCGGAACUUUGGUCCGAAAGGCUACGGGUACGGCAUUGGAGCGGGCACGCUGCAAACCGAGGCCCAAUAAACCUGUGCGAUUGUGGCGUCACCUCUUCCCAUGUGAACAGACUAGUGCGCGAUGCUGCGGGCAGGUGGCAGCAGUGUUUGGUAUGAUCGUUUCGGCUAAUCUGCGCCCGCCAACGACACAUUCCUUCUGCGGUGCAGGCCACAGUGUUUCCGCCCGCGAGCGCUCGUGGCGAGUGGUAGAGCUGAGAUGAAACAAUGUUCGUCGAUAAAUCUUAAACGAUGAUCGCUCUUUGACGGUUAUGUAGUUCUACGGGUUUCAAGAUGGCUAACAAUCGCUGACUUGGGCCGCGCGGCUGCCAUUUAGAAAUGACUUAGAGCGCUUGUGUAUUUUUGUAGUUUUCUUCCCAAACGCUGCAUCCUGUGAGCUACACGGACCAAUGUUCUGAGUGUAGUUUCUGGCCCUGCCAGCGUCUCGACAGCGAGGCGCUUCACCGGCGUUGGUACGCCCGGUACUUGUACAAUGCUGUGUUUGUGUAUUUACGAUAGUGACUCGCGAUUGUAGCACGAUUCCAAAUACAUGUACUUAUAGUC
Amphibalanus amphitrite is the source of this 1252-nucleotide messenger RNA. RefSeq names its product cysteine and glycine-rich protein 1-like. The transcript is spliced from 6 exons. Gene Ontology annotation, biological process: actin cytoskeleton organization. Bases 120 to 722 code for a protein of 200 amino acids. Lineage: Eukaryota; Metazoa; Arthropoda; Thecostraca; Balanomorpha; Balanidae. Gene Ontology annotation, cellular component: cytoplasm. The record is from RefSeq and is a predicted model, not a curated record.